This is a messenger RNA of Penicillium arizonense, 681 nucleotides long. RefSeq lists its product as uncharacterized. The record is from RefSeq and is a predicted model, not a curated record. NCBI's taxonomy places the organism in Eukaryota, Fungi, Ascomycota, Eurotiomycetes, Eurotiales, Aspergillaceae. The transcript has 4 exons. Bases 1 to 681 code for a protein of 226 amino acids.
AUGGCCGAACACAAUGAACUCAAUCUAGACGACAAAUUCCAUUUUGUUUCCCUCAAAAGCCUAGAUGACCGCACAGAAAAGCGCCUAGCCCGAUCACACGCUGUAGCCCGGGGCCUCGAGAACAAACGCAAGCUCCAGCAAAAGUUGGGUCUCAAUUUCCGUGGAGUAUCUUCAAAAGAUGAUUCUGGUCGCAACCUGAGCAAAAGAAAGAGAGUCCAAUCACUUGCCUCGCCACCAUUACCCCUGUCUACAUAUGCGUCCAGUGCGUCCAGUGCGUCCCAAAUGCUCGCUGCAGAGUCAUCAAAGCUGCAGGCAUUGUUAAGUCAACACAAAGUGCAACAUGCUACGGAGCCAAUUUUUAGCGUUUUAGACGAGCUUGUGCUCCAGAACUUUCGCUCUGUUUUCCGAAAAGGGCUAGAUGACCACGCUUUUUUGAGUGCCGCUAUGCUCACAUUUGCAUUCGCGGGCACUGAUGGCUGCAUCGAUAGGGAGUGCCUCCGAUAUCAGGGUCAGGCUCUUAGUUCCAUUCGUCGAAGGAUGGACUCUCCAGAUAUGGCUACCACGGAAUCGACAUUGGGUGCUAUCUUGCUAUUAGCUAGGGUAGAGGUCCGUAUAAUGCUGCUCAGCUUGGAGUACCGCGACAAGUCCAACUCCACAUGGGGGCAAUACAGCAGCUUCUAG